Aspergillus fumigatus Af293 is the source of this 1509-nucleotide messenger RNA. RefSeq names its product histone methyltransferase DOT1 (gene dot1). Gene Ontology annotation, cellular component: nucleosome; nucleus. NCBI's taxonomy places the organism in Eukaryota, Fungi, Ascomycota, Eurotiomycetes, Eurotiales, Aspergillaceae. The record is from RefSeq and is a predicted model, not a curated record. Gene Ontology annotation, molecular function: histone H3K79 methyltransferase activity; histone binding. Gene Ontology annotation, biological process: DNA repair; DNA damage checkpoint signaling; regulation of transcription regulatory region DNA binding.
AUGGGAUUUUUCGAUCACCUCCAGAAAGGAGGGGCUUUUUCGCUGCAGGCUCAAAAGCCACAAAUUCGUAAGGUUGUCCAGACCCGGCCCCCGCCGCCCUCAAGAUCUUCCUCGCACACCCCCGUCAGAUCAUUGUCGCAGACCUCACCCCCGGGGAGAGUUAAAAGACCACGAGACUCCACUAGCCGGUCUGUCUCGAGAGAUCCCGAUCAUCGCCCAUCGAAGCGUUUAAGUACCCCGUUGCGAAAUAGGAAACGGCCAACUCCUGAACAACGGUUUUCGAGUGACGAUGACGCAAGUGACACGGAUACAUCAUUUGAGUUGCGCAAGCGGGCAAGAACGGAGGAUAGUGCGGAGCCUGACCUCGCGAGGCGCAUACGGUCUUUGAAAGCAUUUUCGGAGGAGAAUGUUAAACCACUGCCAUUGGUCCACGCUGCAGAUAUUACAUCCAAACAAAAAGCCGGAAACUUCAGACGAGCGUUUGGAGGGGCAGACCGGCCGACGGAGAUUCUUCUGCAGUAUCCCAGUGCUUCACUUAAAGAAAGAUUCAACCUCGUCGUGCCACGCGACAACGAUGAUUUUAAGCCUAUCGAUGAUAUCGUCCAUGUUAUCGACAUCGUUUCUGAGAACUAUAUUCCUGAGAGUGAGGCGGAUUUCUUCAACAAUGAGUCAACAGGUAUCAAACGGAGGUUGCGCCGAGCUUUGGCACAUUCGUCAGAGACGGAAUUCCGAGAAGCCGUGGCCAGCUACAAUCGUGAGAUCGAGCGUUUAAGACGUAGUGGGGCCAUUGCUAAACAUUUGGACGCGACACAUCGGUUGAACCUGCCGCUUGUAGAAAGGAUAUUGACACAGAUUUACGCCCGUACUGUAUCCCCUCGAGUUGAAUCUCUUCGCCGAUACGAAAACGGAACGGAUAACGUUUACGGAGAGCUCCUACCUCGUUUCAUCAGCACGAUCUUCAAAGAAACUCGGCUAAAAUCGGGGCACGUCUUUGUCGAUCUUGGAUCUGGAGUUGGUAAUGUCGUUUUGCAAGCUGCGCUUGAAAUUGGAUGUGAAAGUUGGGGCUGCGAGAUGAUGGCCAAUGCUUGUGACCUGGCAGAACUUCAGCAGACCGAGUUUAGAGCACGCUGCCGGCUCUGGGGUAUUGCGCCAGGGAAAACAAACCUUGUCCGUGGCGACUUUCUGCAAGAGCAAAGCAUCAUUGAUGUUCUGAAACGCGCAGAUGUUGUUCUGAUCAACAACCAAGCCUUUACACCUCAACUCAACAAUGAGAUCAUCAAUCACUUCUUAGAUAUGAAAGAGGGCUGCCAGAUUGUGUCACUCAAGUCUUUCGUUCCUGCCGGUCACAAGAUUCAGUCUCGCAAUCUGUACUCCCCGAUCAACCUUUUGAAGGUUAAGCAGUUGAAUUACUGGUCAAACAGUGUCAGCUGGACUGACGUUGGGGGCACAUAUUUUAUUGCCACCAAAGAUAGUUCCAGGCUCAAGGCUUUUGCGGAUAGCAUGGAAUGA